Messenger RNA from Astyanax mexicanus (Mexican tetra), 3222 nucleotides. Its product is annotated as V-set and immunoglobulin domain-containing protein 10-like 2. NCBI's taxonomy places the organism in Eukaryota, Metazoa, Chordata, Actinopteri, Characiformes, Acestrorhamphidae. Bases 439 to 2886 code for a protein of 815 amino acids. The record is from RefSeq and is a predicted model, not a curated record. The transcript has 12 exons. Gene Ontology annotation, molecular function: protein binding.
CAUGUAUUGAUAUUGUAUUAUUUUUAGUUUUUAAAUUACUGUGUUUGAGCUGUGUUAGGUGUGUUAGAGAGAGUUAUGUGUGUUAGGUAAGUUUCUGGCCUGCUGAGUGUAAUGGAAUGUUAGAAUGGCCAUCCAUCCUGCAUGUUCAAUAAUAGAUGAGACAGAGGUAUCAUCUCGUCAUCCUAGAGCCUGUCUGUCCUCUCUACUCUACUGCAUUCCUACAGGUGGAGGGGGGGUCUGUGAAUAAUUCAAGCCAAAUCAGUUUACACAGACUCUUAUCGGCUCGCUCAGUUUCUCACUGCCUGUGAGCUCUAACAGGGCACUCUGCGCUUUCAGGAUUUUAUUCUGCUCUGUUUUUUUUAUUAUUCUGCUCACAUUUUUCUUCAUUUUGUUUCCUCAAAAAGGAUACAGCGCUGGUCACUGAAACAUCAUGGCACCAUGGUACGCAGACUGUUAGGGUCGCCCAGUUUCUCCUUAGGUCUUCUUCUGCUUCCACUCCUCCUCCACGGUUUAGAGAUCUUGGAUCCAGGGCAAGUGGUGUACAAAGAAACCAGGACCAAUGGAGUGGUGGACAAAGGAGUGAUUCUGGAAUGUGGCACCACCCUCCCUGAUGUCUACAUAUGGGGCUUCACCAGACUGGGCACUGAUACGAUUCGAGCUGUGGUGUAUAACUUCGGCAAGGGGCCAAAGCUUCAGCAGCUGGCCAAAGAUUUGGGGGACCUGAACGUGAUCUCAAACAGCGCAUCUCUCUCCAUACAGAAGCUUCCUCUAGCUGCAGAGGGCCUGUUCACCUGCCAGGCUCUGUACGACACUCCCGAGGGAGCCAGAUUCCACUACUACUAUGUGUAUCUGCGUGUUUUAGUGCCUGUGUCUAAGCCCUAUGUGCUACUGAGUGACACCGCACCUGUGGAAGGUGCAUCAGUGUGGAUGCGCUGUGGUCUGGAGAAUGGAACAGGGCCUGUUAACUACAUAUGGGAGCAGGAGAGCCGCAGUGGGUUGUUGACCACACUGAUUGAAACCAAUCAUAGCCUGGUCAAUGUAACCUGGGUCACCCGUAACCACACAGGCUGGCUCAGGUGUCUGGCAAGGAACGAGGUCAACCAGCAGCGCAGUGACCGUAUCUGGUUAGAUGUCAUAUAUGGUCCAGACCUGCCUCAGAUUGAUGUCUCACCGUACUCAGUGACUGAGCGAGGCUACUCAGCCCUGGAGAAAGAGACUGUUUCCCUCAUGUGUCAAGCCUCCUCGAACCCUGCCAGUCAGUAUGUGUGGUUCUACAACAAUUCCCAGGUCUACACUGGACCACAGCUCACCAUCACCAAGAUACUUCGAAUGCACACAGGCAACUACGCCUGCCUGGCCCAGAACACUUACCUCAACACCCGCUCCAAGAAAAGCAUCACCCUCACCGUCUACUAUCCACCGGAUGGUGCUCCAUAUUGUUCCAUCCUCCCAGCUAAUAACUACAAUGACCUGGCCCUCUUCUGUUCAUGGGAGGGGGGUUACCCUGCAGCUACCCUCAACUGGAGCCCAUACACACAAGGAGGCAACAACCAGGGAACCAACAACAUCACCUGGAUUCAGCCAGGACCCGAGACCACUAAUAACUCUGUGUUCACCUGCUACGGCUCACAUAUCACAUCAAAAGUUUCCCAGAGCUGUAGCACCAAGACAUGGCUGCCCUAUGGAGAACCCCAGUGUUCUGCAUAUGCCACACGCAAUAAUGAGUACCUGAUGCUCUCCUGCUCCUGGGAGGGUGGGUUUCCUCUGGCUCUGCUCUGGUGGGCCUCCAGUUCUGGGGACAUCCAGGGAACAUCUGAGGAGAACUCCAACAUCCUGAUCCUGCGCUCCAGUGCCGACUACAGUGGAAAAGCGUUUGUGUGUCAUGCCAAACAUCCACUAAUUAAAGAAAGCAAGACGUGUGUGUUAAAAUUGGAGGCUCCAGUCCUGAUGACGCAGCGCAGCGUGGUCUCUGUGUAUGAGGGCAGUGAUGUUCAGCUCACCUGCAUUCUGAGCAAGAACUAUCCAGCAGUGGCUGAGAUCACUUGGUUCAACAAUAUGAAGCAGAGAGUGGAUGAAAGCGACACGCCCAAAAAGUACAUCCUUCAGCAAGCUGCAGCCUGGUCUAACCUGACCGUGCGGGAGACAGACGGCUCGGUGGACGGUGGUCAGUACUGGUGUUCAGCUACCAACGCUGUGGGAGGAGCAGAGAUCCCCAUCCUACUGGUUGUGAUGAGAAACCCAAUGCCUCCAAAUGUGAGCAUCAGUAAGAUCGCAUACAGCAGUCGUCGUCGUACAGCAGUGAGUGUGGAGUGGCUGAUCCAGACAGAUGGAGAUAUCACUGGCUUCUUCAUUGAGCAGCAAAACCUUCAACUUCCUCUAUGGCAGAAAGUGGUUUCAGGUCUGGAGUCUAACACCCGCAGCCACCUGAUCACUGGCCUGGAUCCCUUUGGCAAAUAUGCUUUUCGCAUCACAGCUGUCAAUCAACGAACCAUUGGAUAUCCCUCAGGGAUCAAGAGUCCAGCUCUCCCAGGCCUUAACGCCGUUCCCGCCGUAAUUGGAGCCGCCAUUGGAGGAAUGCUUGUUGCAGCAAUAGCUACUAUACUGCUCUUCAUGUAUGUGGUGAGGAACCGCAACAACAUGCCGCGACUUCAUGAUUUGAUAUUUGGCAGACAGAACAGCCAGUCCAGAGAAAACAUCAACGACCCUGAGGAUGAGUUUGUUGGAGCAGCAGAAGCUGGAGAAGGAGGAGGAGGAGGAGGAGAUAUAGAAGAGAUCCCCACUCCUAGUCCAGGACCAUCUAUACCACGACCCAGCCCAACACCGACAAACCUGCCCCCCGGAGAUGAACCAGUUAACGUCACCAUCACCGUCAUGGCCUCCAGCUAGAGUUCACCACGCAGCACACUAGUCACCUGUUUAUCUGACUUUAUGAGAAUUUAUGAUUUUGCACAAACAAGAAAAAUUACUAUAAAGACUAGUUUUGUACUAAAAGUAGCUUAAAGGAGCCAUUUAGAGUCACGUUUACUGGCUGAUCAGAAAGCCACUCUAACACUAAUUCAUCACAGAAAUAAGCACAAAUCUAUAAAAUCACUGGUUUUAGCUCUCACUACAGCGCUAAUGUGUUUGUUUAAAUUCAUUUUGUUUCUCGGAUUGGUUAUAUUGUGUAAAUGAUAGUAAUUUGUUGACAAUUAAGCAUUUGUAAUCAAUAAAAUUACAUUAUUU